CUUGGUUAUGGAAAGUGGAAAACCCGAAGCCGAUCCGGGUUCACCAUCCCGCAAUCUCCCUUAGCUCAUCAUCCGGCGUCACCAAAGUUUCUUUUUCUUUUUCACCUUAGUUCAUCCUUUCCACGUUUUCUAUUUUCUCGACUCCUUCAACAAUCGACCCGCCACAAAAACCCCCGCCCCACACCCCACUUCGAUUUUUCAGUCCCGAAAUUCUACGUACUAGCGGAGGGCGAACAGUGCUGGAUGGAAACACAAUGGCCGCUGCGCAGAACGGAACCGUGUUGCACGAAGAGGCAGACAUGAAGCCUAACAACUCUGUGUCCGAAGACGAAACCCCAGAUCACAUCGGUUCAAACGGGUCCACUCCCACUGGAAUCGCUACCCCUCAGCCGGAUCCCGCAGACAAGCGUCUGCCCUCCAUCAUGCACAACUACUUCCAGGUUGGUUCCUUCUCCGGUGAUCGAUUAAGUCUACCGCGUCUAUGGCCUUGUCUGGCGAAACCCUUGUCGGAGCAACCAGACCCGGGCGCUUCUUCCGAGUCCUUUGUCGUUUUGGAUCGAGAGGAGGGGUCUGAUAAGAUCGAGGCAAAUUUGCCUACACCCCCCCAUUCUCUAUUACAGUCAGAUGAGAUGGAUCUCAGUUCGAGUCCAGACAUGACUGCGGGGUCGAUUUUUAAUACCCUCAAGAAAUACCUCAUCCCCCAUGAACAUGAAUCUCCUUCCCGCCGUCAAACUUCCCUACCAGUUUCUAGCGUUUCAGACGAUCCCGUUCUUGCCACACACUUCUCCAAUCCUUCUCUCCCUGCACAAGACGCCUGUUCCCUCACCGAAACAUCCUUCCUCGACCACGGGAAACCGCAUGUCUCAGUAUCUUCCGAGAACCUUACCAAGCUGACUGGAACCGCACCCGAUGCGGUGCGUCUAAAGAAUACCCCGCCGCUCACCCCCCGUACCAUGUCCAACGAAGAGGAGAAAAAGACCCCAGUGACCUCGGCGCCCCGCAAAUCUGACUCCGAAACCGAACCCGAGAAUGAGGAAACCAAGGCCGCGACCCCGGACACCUCCACCGAUGAAAUCACCAUGAAGCUUGAUGAGGCAUUUCCCCGCCAACCCUCCCCCCAGAAUGGACCCCCCGUGAGCCCGCUGAAGGGCAAACUUACCGUGAAAAUCUCCGAAGGCCGAGGCCUGCGUCCUAGUGUGGAUCCGUAUGUGGUGUGCGUGUUCGAAUGGAACGAAUAUAUCUCCAAGGGUACCAAGGAUGGAGAAGAGGAAGACGAGAAGCAGCGGCGCCAGAUCGAGUCGGACGCGGAGGCUGGUCGGCCAAUGGCCAUUCCGAUGCGAAGCCGUCAAAGCAGUAACAACAGUGCUUUUGAGGGCGCUGACAAGGGCAAGUCGCCUGUCACAGAUCCCCAUUGGGAUCACGCGGCUGUAUUUGAUGUUCUCGGUGAUCAAUCCGAAGUCGACGUCACCGUGUACGAUCGUCACAACCAAGAAGCGUUCCUCGGCCACGUGCGACUUGGAAUCAAUCUGAAAGAGGAUCACAGCCGACUGGAGGGCUGGUUCCCCUUGGUCGCUCGUGGUGCCGGAGACAGCCUGGUGUCGGGUGAAAUCUACCUUACCAUGACUUUUGAAAUGACCGAGCGGAAACAGGUUGGCCCGAGUGAUUUCCAGAUUCUGAAGCUCAUCGGCAAGGGAACCUUUGGUCAGGUGUACCAAGCCAAGAAGAAGGAUACCGAGCGCGUUUAUGCCAUGAAGGUUUUGUCGAAGAAGGUGAUUAUCCAGAAGAAAGAGGUGGUCCACACUUUGGGAGAGCGAAACAUCCUUGUUCGCACGGCGAUGGCUUCGUCUCCUUUUAUCGUGGGCCUCAAGUUUUCUUUCCAGACACCUUCAGACCUCUACCUUGUGACGGACUACAUGUCCGGUGGUGAAUUGUUCUGGCAUCUGCAGCGCGAAGGCCGCUUCCAGGAGGCUCGGGCCAAGUUUUACAUUGCCGAACUGAUUCUGGCCUUGCAGCACCUUCACGACUAUGACAUUGUUUACCGUGAUCUGAAGCCGGAGAACAUUCUGUUGGACGCUAAUGGCCACAUCGCUUUGUGUGAUUUCGGUUUGUCCAAGGCCAAUCUGACACAAAAUGAUACCACGAACACCUUCUGCGGCACCACCGAGUAUCUCGCCCCCGAGGUUUUGUUGGAUGAGCAAGGAUACACCAAGAUGGUCGAUUUCUGGUCCUUGGGUGUUUUGGUGUUUGAGAUGUGCUGUGGCUGGAGUCCGUUUUACGCCGAGGAUACCCAGCAGAUGUACAAGAACAUUGCCUUCGGCAAAGUGCGAUUCCCCAGAGAUGCUCUCAGCACCGAGGGUCGAAACUUUGUCAAGGGUCUGCUGAACCGAAACCCCAAGCACCGCCUGGGAGCCAAUGGCGAUGCGGCCGAGCUCAAGGCGCAUCCAUUCUUCCAUGACGUUGACUGGGAGGCACUAGGCAAGAAGCAGGUGAUCCCGCCAUUCAAGCCUAAGCUCAAGUCCGACCUCGACACCUCCAACUUCGAUCCCGAAUUCACCAAUGCCCUUGAGAACAACAACUCCUUGAAUGACCGCGCCGCAGCCCUCGCCAACGGGCUGAUGCCUGCUGGUACACCGCUUUCUCCUGGCAUGCAGGCUAACUUCAAGGGCUUCACAUUUGUGAACGAAAGCUCAAUCGAUCACCACGUGAAGGACGGUCCCGAGGACGAGGACGAAGAGGAUAUGGUUGAUGAAGACACCGUCCUUGCCGGAUCGUGGCGAUCCCACAGACCGACCAACUCGUCGGAACUACGCAUGGGCGGUGUCAAGACAUCUGACGGCGCCGACCCCGGCAUUUUUAACGUUGAUGAGAACUUUUGAUGUGACUACGCUUUCCCUUAGUUUAUUCCACAUUGCAUGAUCAUGGAGUCUUGAUCUUGUUUUGUACAUGUCUUUAGGUGCAUCCCCUUGUCUACUCAGAUCUGGUUCAUUGUUCAUUGU
Penicillium pulvis is the source of this 2996-nucleotide messenger RNA. RefSeq names its product serine/threonine protein kinase SCH9 (gene schA). Bases 255 to 2876 code for a protein of 873 amino acids. The transcript is spliced from 3 exons. Gene Ontology annotation, biological process: protein phosphorylation. NCBI's taxonomy places the organism in Eukaryota, Fungi, Ascomycota, Eurotiomycetes, Eurotiales, Aspergillaceae. The record is from RefSeq and is a predicted model, not a curated record. Gene Ontology annotation, molecular function: protein serine/threonine kinase activity; ATP binding.